AUGAGUCGGUUUUUCGCGACUGGGACAGAUUCAGAAUCGGAAAGCUCAAGUGAAGAGGAGCAGGUAGUUCGUGCACCAGCACCCGUCUACACUUUCAGUGAUGAUGAGGAAGAAACAAAGCGUGUAGUGCGCUCUAUGAAAGAAAAGCGUUAUGAAGAAUUGGAGGGAAUAAUUCAUUCACUGCGCAAUCAUCGCAAGAUCAAAGACUUUUCGUCGGCUUUAGCUUCCUUUGAGGAACUGCAGAGAGCAUACACUCGUGCAGCACCCGUAGUUCAAAAAGAAGAGAAUGGAAUUGCUCCUCGUUUCUUUAUUAGGGCUCUGGUUGAAUUAGAUGAUUGGGUGGCAGGCGCAUGGGCCGACCGUGAUAGUAGAAAAGCGUUAUCUAAAGGAAAUAGUAAAGCUCUUACUUCAUUGCGCCAAAAGCUGAGAAAAUAUGAGAAAGAUUUUGAUGCAGAGAUCACCAAAUUUCGCGAAAACCCCGAUUUGCCAGACGAUGAUGAAGAACGAAAAGAUACAUCAUCAUCUGACGAAUCUGAUGAUGAAGACAAGGUGAAGGAGAAAGUUAGAGUGCGUCGCUCACCCGAACCUCCACGUCGUCCCCCACCAAAAGAUGAUGAGUCCUCUGACUCUAUGGAUUGGGGUUCUAGUUCUUCCGAUUCCAGCUCUAGCUCCGACGAUGAAGCUCGUGGAGCCACCACCAUAAGAGAACGGUUCUUAAAGAGAACUACUGAACGAGACGAUGACGAAGAACGGGACAGGCGUCGUGCAAGGAGAGAAAGGCGUGAGAGAGGAGCUGGCAAGGUCAGCAAAAGGGACCAGACAGACGACGGCGGUGAAUGGGAGACCGUUAGGAAGGGCGCCGCUACCUCUGAUAAGCCUAAGAUGUUUGCAAAGGAUAGCGACAUCGAUGCUGCCUUGGUAGUAAAGAAACUUGGCGAGAUCAGUGCAGCCCGUGGUCGUAAGCGUACUGACCGCCGCGCUCAACUUGAGUUACUGCAUGAAUUGCGUACAGUUGCUCAGCAACACAACUUGGGAGAGGCACUUCAACUUAAGUUACGCGCCGCCACCGUCGCCGCUCUCUUUGAUUACAAUCCUAAAGUAUCCGAUGCCAUGAAACCCGAGUACUGGUCUAGAUUAGUCGAAAAUGUUGACCAUAUGGUUACAAUCCUUUUAGCUAAUGAAAAUAUGGUUCUUAGUGAGACAAUUACAGAGGAUAAUGAGGAACUCGUCACUCCACCAUAUCGCGUUCGUGGCUGCUUAUUAACAGCAUUGGAGAGGCUUGAUGACGAGUUCACUAAACUAUUGAAAGAGUGUGAUCCCCACUCGAAUGAGUAUGUAGAGAGACUGAAGGAUGAAGUGCGUGUCUCUGCGCUCAUCGAUCGCGUAUGUCAAGUGGUCGAACGUGAUGGAUCCCCGCAAGAAAUUUGUCGCGCUUAUCUCCGUAAAAUUGAUCAUUUGUAUUAUAAAUUCGAUCCUCGUGCAGUUCGAAAAGAUUUACCUCCAGGAGAGGAAACAACUAUCAAGAAAAUGGAACGCUUAUGCAAGUAUAUUUAUGCCCAUGACGAGACCGAUCGUCUAAGAACGCGCGCCAUCCUUUGCCAUAUAUAUCACCACGCUUUGCACGACAACUGGUUUCAAGCCCGAGAUCUCCUACUCAUGUCUCACCUCCAAGAAACCGUUCAGCAUUCCGAUCCGAGUACGCAAAUUUUGUACAAUCGUACAAUGGCUAAUUUAGGCCUGUGCGCGUUCCGUCGGGGCAAUGUCAAGGAAGCGCAUGGUUGCUUAGCGGAGUUGAUGAUGACGGGCAAACCGAAAGAGUUGCUUGCUCAAGGUCUGCUUCCUCAACGUCAGCACGAACGUUCUAAAGAACAGGAGAAGAUAGAAAAACAGCGGCAGAUGCCAUUCCAUAUGCAUAUUAAUCUUGAGUUGCUUGAAUGUGUGUAUUUGGUGUCUGCUAUGUUGAUUGAAAUUCCGUACAUGGCAGCUCAUGAGUUUGAUGCUCGCCGUCGCAUGAUCAGCAAAACAUUCUAUCAGAAUUUGCGAGCCAGUGAGCGACAAGCUUUAGUUGGUCCUCCAGAGUCUAUGAGAGAACAUGCUGUAGCUGCCGCCAGGGCUAUGCGCCGCGGAGAUUGGCGAGCUUGCCUUAAUUUUAUUGUAAACGAGAAAAUGAAUGCUAAGGUUUGGGACCUGAUGGUGGGAGCAGACAACGUACGUGCGAUGCUGGGUCGUCUGAUUCGGGAAGAGUCACUUCGGACGUACUUGUUCACUUACGCGCACGUGUACGCAUCGCUGUCGCUGCGCUCGUUGGCGGACAUGUUCGAGCUGCCGCGGCAACGUGUGCACUCCUUGGUAUCAAAAAUGAUCAUAAAUGAGGAAUUACUGGCAUCUCUUGAUGACCCAAGCGAGUGCGCUAUACUGCACCGUUCUGAGCCUACCAGGAUGCAAGCGCUGGCGCUGCAGCUUGCCGAUAAGGUCGGCAACUUGGUGGACUCGAAUGAACGAAUCUUCGAGAAGCAAGGGUCAUUCUUCCAGAGGGGAGGUGCAGGGCGCGGAGAAGGACGCCAAAGGGAACGUCCCAGGGACGGCUGGAACCGUCGCCAACGCAACCGCCGUCGCGACGAUGAACGCGGACACGACGAUUAA
Molecule: messenger RNA, 2643 nt
Organism: Parnassius mnemosyne (clouded apollo)
Lineage: Eukaryota; Metazoa; Arthropoda; Insecta; Lepidoptera; Papilionidae
Source: the annotation of a GenBank genome assembly